Messenger RNA from Closterium sp. Naga37s-1, 1245 nucleotides. NCBI's taxonomy places the organism in Eukaryota, Viridiplantae, Streptophyta, Zygnematophyceae, Desmidiales, Closteriaceae. The record is from the annotation of a GenBank genome assembly.
UGGCGGCGGUGGGAAGAACGGGAAGGAAGGCGAGGGGGCUUUGAAGGGGGGGCUGCUGUUGGGGCUGGCGGAAGCCAUAGAGGACGCGUUUGGUGUUACCAGUGAGGGGCGGGGCGGCAUUGACAAGCUGGAUAUCGCCAAGCUCCGCACCUGCUUCUCCUACACCGACUUUUGGCCCACAGACUCCCGCCCCUACGGCUCAGGCGCGCUGUUCACGGGCAACCUGCGGGCUGCUGACGUGGCGGACGCACGGGAGAGGCUGGAGGCGAAGCUGGCCAAGGGCGCUGGCUGCCCCGUGGCGGUUUUCUUCCUGAAAGACGAGCGGAGGGAGAAGGAGGUGUGCAUAGUGCAACCAGUAUCAUCCAUUCAUCAUCGUCUCACCAUCACCACUCUCACCGGCCUCUCCCGCUGGCCACUCAUGCUGCUCUCCCUCCUGGGCUGCCUCGCCACCACUGCCACUGUCUCGGGUGUCAAUCUCGACCCCUAUAAAGUUGGGCUUGGGGAGUCAGCUCACCACGCCCUCCCUUUAACCCUCGGCCUUGCCACAGUUGUUGGCGUGGGAGAGAUCUUCCAACGUAUUAUGGCGGGACGAUACGGGGUAAAGCUCUCCCCGCCUUACCUCCUCCCCGGCCCUCUGGGCUGCCAUGGCACUGCCACUCGCUUCGAGUCGCUCCUACCGUCUUCACGGGCCCUCUUUGACAUGUGUGCAGCCAAGGCAGUGGGAUCAUUCAUGACGUCAUUCGUUCUGGCAUGUGUGGCGCUGGCAGCUGAUGGGGGCGUUGACGGUGGUAUCGACCCCAUGUACAUCGAGCCAUCGUUCUUCGCGCCCAACCUGCUGCUCUCCUUCAUUCAGAACGUCAUUGGGCCAUACUCCGACGACCUGGGAAACGUCAUGCCCAACGCCGUGGAAGGGCUGGGCGUACCAGUGAAUCCCCUGGCGUUCGCUGGGCUGCUGGGGUUUGUGAUCACCGCACUGAACCUGCUGCCUGCUGGACAACUGGAUGGGGGGCACAUGGUGCAGGCACUAUUCGGUCGGCGCAAAGCCAAGAUAACAACACUUAUCACUCUAGCGCUUCUAGCCCUGGGAGGCUUUUCAGGCAGUGUGCUCUGCCUCUUCUGGGCUUUCAUCAUCCUCGCCUUCCGCAACAGUGAGGAGCUCCCAUCUCUCGCCACUUGGCAGAGGCCGAUUCGUGCUCGCCUGGAUGCUGCUGAAUGGCAGUCUGCUGCUGCUGCUACCCAAGAGUG